AUGCCGCCAAAAAAGAUGGUGGUCACUUUGUGCAUCACUGUUUGGGUACCAGUCUUUGUCGCUGCCCUAGAUUCAACAAUCGUAGCCACAUUGGUAGGUGCAAUCUCUUCUUCGUUUAAUCGAAGCGAACAGGCUGCUUGGCUAGGUACGAGUUAUCUUCUAAGUGUUUGUUGCUUUUCGCCAAUCUAUGGACGACUGUGCGAUGUGAUGGGUAGAAAGUAUGCUCUGCUUCUAGCCAUGCUUACGUUCGGGAUUGGAACGCUUUUAUGCGGGAUCGCACCUUCAAUGGAGACUCUUCUUUUUGCUCGUGUGAUGGCAGGAGUGGGUGGUGGAGGAUUGACUACAUGCACUUCCACAAUCUUAAGCGACGUCAUCCCAUUACGACAGAGAGGGCUGUAUCAAGGCUUGACGAAUAUUGUGUAUGGAGCAGGGAAUGCACUGGGUGGUCCUGUAGGUGGACUUCUCAAUGAUUCGAUAGGAUGGCGAAAUGCUUUUUUGAUUCAAAUUCCAUUUCUGCUUUUGGCAACUGUUCUUUCGCUCCUAUUUGUUCACGUCAAUCCACCCCAACCAAAAGGCAAACCAUCAUCACCGCAACAGCUGAUCACACGAUGGGAACGGAUAAAGUCGAUUGAUGCUCUUGGAUCGUUGACUUUGGUCGGAAGUGUGGCUCCUAUACUUCUGUCGCUUUCCUUCAUGUCCGCAAACGAUUUGCCGUUCACCGAUCCAUUAGUGUGGGGAACAUUGUUUGGUGGAAUUCUUUGUGGAUUUGCAUUCUUUUGGGUAGAAACACGAUUCGCCAAAGCGCCAAUCUUACCUAUCGAACUGGUUCUCACACGAACGGCUGGAAACGCAGGAUUGGCAAACUUUUUCUUGUCGGUCGUGACCCAUGCUACAAUUUACAAUUAUCCACUCUACUUUCAAGCAGUUCGAUUGCAAUCCAGUUCGUUGGCAGGCUUGCAUCUUGUGCCCAACAGUGUUGCUUUAUCCAUUGGCUCGGUUUUGGCAGGACUUUGGAUGCGUAAAACAGGAAGGUACUAUUGGCUAACGUUUUUCAAUUCUUUAUUGAUGGUCGUUAGUGCGAUUGCAUUCUUGACCAUCACUCGUUCAACACCCGAAUGGUUCACAUAUGCAGCUAUCUUCCCCCACGGGUUUGGCGUAACGGGUGUUUUGACGAGUACACUACUGGCUCUAAUCAACUCUGUCCCACGAAGUCAGAUCGCCGUUGCCACGGGAAUGUCAUACUUAUUCCGAACAACGGGACAAGUGGUUGGUGUAGCAACGAGCGGUGUUGUACUUCAAGCGAUGCUAAAGAAAGAGCUUCAAAGCAGGCUAGGUGAUCAACCUAAAUUGAUAGAAGAUUUACGACAUCAGCUUAAUAUCAUUCGAACAUUACCAAAAGUACAACAAGAAGCUGCAAAACAAGCAUAUGAAAUUUCAUUAAGAGCAGUGUUUGGAUUGGUUUUGGUGGCUGCGAUUGGAUGUUCAAUUUCUUGUUUUAUGAUGGAAGACAUACCUUUACCCGAUGCUGCGCCGACCCCUGCAGAAAGUCAAUCAAACAGUGGAACGGCGACACCUUCUCGUCGAUUAGAGGAGGGCCGACAGUAA
Molecule: messenger RNA, 1605 nt
Organism: Meira miltonrushii
Lineage: Eukaryota; Fungi; Basidiomycota; Exobasidiomycetes; Exobasidiales; Brachybasidiaceae
Product: MFS general substrate transporter
Exons: 1
Coding region: 1-1605 (534 amino acids)
Biological process (GO): transmembrane transport; basic amino acid transport
Cellular component (GO): fungal-type vacuole membrane
Molecular function (GO): basic amino acid transmembrane transporter activity
Source: RefSeq, a predicted model, not a curated record